AUGGAAAUAAACCUAAGCAAUGCAUCAACAUCAAUAUCGCCGGUAGAUAAACCGUUGCCUCCACCACCACCACCACCACCACCACCACUAUCACCAUCAUCUUCACCUCCACCAUCGGUAUCACAUCUACCACCCCUAGGCUUCAUCUCAGUAGAUGUCCACUUCCCCCGACCACCAGGCGACCCGUUCAACGAACAGACAUGGCCCUUCCCCCUCGUCCGUGAACAAGCGCAAGGCUCCCAGCUCCACCAGAUCGUCACGAAGGACGGCUACACGGCAGACUUCGUCGACCGCUUCGUCGAAGCCGGUCAACGCCUCAUAGCCCGCGGCUGCGUGGGCAUCAUCACCAGCUGCGGCUUCCUCGCCAUGGCCCAGCCCGAGCUGGCGAAACGUCUCUCCGUCCCCGUCGCGACGUCAGCCCUGAUCCAGAUCCCAUCAGUUCACGCGUUAUUACCGCCCACGCAGUCCGUGGGGAUCAUCACGUUCGACGCAUCGAAACUGGGCGCGCUGCAUCUUUCACAGCUGCUUAUUGGAGACGUCGAUCGUCUGCACAUCAUCGGCGUCCCUGAAGAUGGCGAAUUGGGACGCAUGGUUCGUGACGGCGCCGCGUAUGUCCAUGAACGUAUCGAGGAGGAGUUGAUCCAGUGUGCCCGUGACCUGGUGGAGAGGUAUCCCGACAUAGGGGCCCUCGUGCUCGAAUGUACUCAGAUGCCGCCUUUUGCUCGGGCUAUCCAGGAAGCGGUUCACUUGCCUGUUUAUGAUGUGUAUACUAUGGGCAUGUGGUUUUAUUCGGGUCUGGUACGACGGACACCGCAUGCUUGGAGUGUGACGAAUCAGUCGUGA
Messenger RNA from Capronia coronata CBS 617.96, 843 nucleotides. RefSeq lists its product as uncharacterized. Bases 1 to 843 code for a protein of 280 amino acids. NCBI's taxonomy places the organism in Eukaryota, Fungi, Ascomycota, Eurotiomycetes, Chaetothyriales, Herpotrichiellaceae. The transcript has a single exon. The record is from RefSeq and is a predicted model, not a curated record.